AUGAUUGCUGCAUCCUUGUUCGCCGCUGGAGUGCUGCCCAUGGAAUUUGUCGAAUGGACCGACAACCCAGAUAUAAUGCAGUAUCCUCUGGUGUCCUACUGGGCUACAGCUACUGGCUUCAUAGUCUAUUGUUUUAUUCUGCUGUUCUGGCAACGAGGCCAUAGGAUCUUCCUAGACACCUUAUGCGUCAAGCAAGACGACACGACAUGGAAGGCCUUGGCACUUCUCAGCAUGCCUGCCUUGCUUAAGUCAUCAGAUUCUCUGCUCGUGCUCUGGGAUCCAACCUAUACACGGCGCCUCUGGUGUUGCUUCGAGAUAGCUGCCUUCUUGCAUUCCCGCCCAAUCGGGCAGAAGGCGAGCGUAAGAGUCAGACCGACGCUGCUCGGCGUUGGCUUCAUUUCAAUUCUGAUGGCACUAGCUAUUGUUCUCUUGGUUCUAGUAUUUGUUCCAGGUGAUCCAGAUAAAGGAAGAACGGGCAAUCAAGCAGUCAUGUGGCCGCUUAUGGCUGGUUGUAGUUUCGUGGCAUUUUAUUUCAGCGUCAUGCAACUCCGCAAGUUCUUCCGUUCAGUGGAGAUGAUACAGAGUGAGCUACAAGACUUCCGCUUCGACAACUGUUCGUGCCACUGCUGUGCCACAAACCACCAGUUUUCGCAGACGUGCGAUCGACGGAUCCUGACGAUAUGCAUAAGCAAGUGGUUUGGCAGCAUCGACCGCUUCGAAGACCUCAUGCGUUCGGAAGUUUUGGCCUGCCUCACUGAACAGCUCGCAACGAACAUUCUGACUUACCGGGAGUUUGUGGUCAUGUCUGUGCCCGUUUUGUGGCACUUCCUGGACACCGCGUCCGAGCCACUGGACUGGUACCUCCGUUCCGGACACACACACAAACCUGUUCUUCGUCAGGAGAUGCGGUCUUUCGCGAGGGAGGUCUGUCGAGGGCUUGGAUGGGCUUUCGGUGCCUUGCCCAUUCUUUUCCUGGUGAUCUCGAGGCUUGCAUGUUUGCUGCGACGCCGCAUCGGCCGAAGCUAUGGAGCCAAGAUGUGUUGGGAUCUGCUCAUCAUCUGCAGCAUCCUGCUGGUCGCGAUCGCCCUCUUCGUGGCCUUCUUGGUUUUGGAGCAAGUGUGUGGAAUCUCGCUACUCGGAAUCCUCGUGUUCGAUGCAAUCCUGUUUACAUGCACCUUCUUGCUCUUCAGAUGUCUCCCGGAUCCCAUGCGGCUGAAGGCUCAAGCAGUAGAUCAGCGUGACGCCCAUGGAACAGACACAUCCCCCUCUCUAGAGGAGAUGGAGGUUGCAGCGUCCGCUGUACGCAAUCGCAUCCAGCUCUGA
Symbiodinium necroappetens is the source of this 1323-nucleotide messenger RNA. NCBI's taxonomy places the organism in Eukaryota, Dinophyceae, Suessiales, Symbiodiniaceae. The record is from the annotation of a GenBank genome assembly.